AACCCCAACACCAACCUUCUUUGUGAACUUUAUAUGUUGCAUUGCUGUAUAGCCCUUGUGGUUUAGCGCUUGUUUUUGAUAAUAAUAAUAAUAAUAAUAAUAUGUUGCAUUGCGUAAAAGAAGAAGGAAACGUCAUCUGUUGUAUUGCAUAAAAAAACGUCAUCUGUUGUAGUGCGUAAAGAAGAAACUUCAUCUGUUGUAUUGCAUAUAAGAGGAAGAAAAAGAAGAGUGGAUUAUUUGUUAUAUAAGAGGAUAAUAAAGAAGAGAGGCGCUGUCUCAAGAUGGGCGGUGGAGAUCUAAACUUGAAGAAAUCAUGGCAUCCGCAUACAAUGAAGAACCAAGAGCGAGUAUGGAAGGCAGAGCAACAGAAAGCCGAAGAAGAUCGCAAAAUGGCUGAGCUCCAGCGAGAGCUGAAGGAGGAGAGGGAGCGAGAGAUGCUAAGGAAGACUGCAGAAGAGUCUGGGGCAGUCAAGAAAAAGACCGAUGAUAAACUUGACUGGAUGUAUAAGGGCCCAGGGGGUCAUGUUAGCCGUGAAGAAUACUUACUGGGGCGUAAAAUUGAUAAAGCCUUUGAGAUGCUGGAUAAAUCAGAAUCUGCUGCUAAUUCAGCAGAGGGUGAGCAGCCUCCACCACAACACAACAAGGCAGUGUACACCAUAGAACAUGAAAUCAACCCUGAGUCUGUGAUCCACCGAGAGGCCAGCAACGUCCAGGUUGAUAUGCGACGGAAGCUGAUGGAAGACCCACUCUUAGUAAUACGUCAGAGGGAGGAAGAAACCAAGCGGCAGAUCACAAGUAAUCCUGUUAAGAUGAAGCAGUUACAGCAAUUGAUAGCAACAAUCAGAGCUAAGAAGAAGAAAAAGAAAAGAUCCAGUAGCAGCAGCAGUUCCAGUUCUUCUUCAGAUUCCUCUGAUGACAGCUCUGACUCUGAGUCAGAGGAUGAUAAGAAAGUGUCUAAGAAGAAAAAGAAAAAGAAGAAGAAGAAAAGGAAAAAGCACCGGAAAAGCUCUUCAUCCAGCAGUGACUCCUCAGAUAGCGACUUCAGUUCCAGUUCUGAGGAAGAUAAGAAGAGGAAGAGAAAACGUAAAGCCAAAAAAGUAAAGAAGGCAAAGAAAAGUAAAAAACAAGAUGGCAAAAAAAAGAACAAAACUAAAUCAAAGAAGAAAAAGAAAGAGAGUGAUAGUGAUAAUGAAAAAGAGUUAGGAAUUAGCAGUGAAUGUAAAAAGAUAAACAUUGACUCUGAAAGAAGAGGGAGGAAAGAGGGAAACCCGUCAACACGUGAAGGAUAUGGGGACAGAAUGAAAAAUAGAGACAUGCGUCAGUCGUGGAAUAAAGAUCCCCAGAGAGAUAGAGAAAGAGAGAGAAGUAGAGAAAGAGAUAGAGGGUGGGAACAGGGAAGAGGAAGAGGAGGAAGCAAGGGCAGAGGUAGAGGGUGGGAACAGGAAAGAGAAUGGGGCAGGGAUUAUAGGAGGGAAGAUAGUGUGGAUAGAGAAAGAACAAGGGAAUGUGAAAUGGAGAGAAGAAAGGAAAAGGAGAGGGGCAACAGAGAGAGAAAUGAAAGGAAUCGAUCACCUAAACAUCAUCAAAAUGAAGCUAGAAGUAGAAGUAGGAGUAGAGAGAGGAGAGAUAGUCACAUAAACAGAUCAAGAGCAAACAAGCAAAGGUUAACAGAGGAGGAAAUGGAAAAAAAGAGACAAGAAAUGAUGGAAGCAGCAAGGAAACGAGACGAAGAAAGGAAAGAAAAUGUUCGGCGGUAUGCAGAAGAGAAAAUGAAGGAGGAGAUAAUGGAGGAAUCAGUGGAAAAGUUCAUGAGGACUCAGCUGUUAAGAGCAUCAGGAGGCAGCAUCGAGGAGCGAGUCAAGUCUCGUGUUAGCUCGGUGCAACGAGGAGACACUCACAUGGAGUCGAAUUUUGCCAGAAAGUAAACUGAAAUGAGGGAGUAUAUUUGGAAGGCAGAUGAAUUUAGGACAGUCAGUAUUAUUAAAGUUAUUAUUUAUCUAUCACAUUUGAUGCCAGAUAAUUAAUAACUAUCACAUGUAGCAAGCUUCUUCUUGAAGCAAAACAUGAGUGGUCAUUAUUAAUGGUGUACAAGACCAACAAGUAGAUGACUGAUACACAUGGAAUACUUGGGCAAAUUUGAUUGUGUAUUAGACUGAUAUAGCCACUGGUGGGCAAAACGUCUCCACAAAGAUACCCAGGUGUUGAUGAGUAAGACAUGGCCAGCAGUUGGGUAUCUUUAUUGUCCAAAUGUUUCACCUGCUCUGUAGGCUUCUUCAUUCAAAUACUGUAGCUGGUAUCGUAUGUCACUAUUAUAUUAUUAUUACAAUCAGUACUAAGUGCUAAACCCACAAGGACCAUUAUUAUAAUGAUGCCCAAGUGUUAAACAUGUGCCUUAUUCUUGAUUGGUCACUGGAUGUACAAGCAUGAUGCUGACUGCCAUGCAUGGGUGUUCAGACAUGAUAUGUAGAACAAUCCUUAAUGGAAUAAUGUUUCACUCAGGGUAGAGCUCUAUCAAAAUGGGACUUGAUAAAGCUCUACACAGAACAAUAUUGUCUUUAUUCCCAUGCUUGGUCAUUAUUAGUUUGCUAAUCAAAGGGAGUUUUGAUAAUUAUUAAAAAUAUUUCACGAGACUGUCAAUUUCAAAUUGCCCUUUUGACAAAUUUUCAAUAUUAACCAAUUCUAAUUUCCUGGUUUGAUCAAUUGGAAUAUAAAUAUAAUUAUAUUAUUGAUACUUCCUGUAUGUUAAUUUAUUUUUUAUACAAUUUUAACAUCAUACGCUGUCACAUAAAUGUGUUUUUUUCAUCCAGAAAUAUGGCUUGGACAUUAUUGCAGAGAGGAACUGCAAGCAAAUUUAUACAACCAAAGUCAGGCAAGUAGCUGGGUCAGUGAAGUCACUGAAGUAGGGGGAGAGCGUACUGGUUCUUCCGAUGAUGUGGCUAUGCAAGAUGAAUUGGGUUACAGGUUUGGCUAAACUGAAAACUCUCCUUGAUUCUGUUGGAUUGCAUUUUGCGUAUGGAUUAGCAUAGCUUCCAGGCAUCUGUGUCGUGCUUCGUCCGUCUCCCUUACAAUCUGCUGGGCAUCUUUCCAAGAUUUUAGAUAGAAGGACACAUGCAACAUUUUAUUGUGGUAAUGUUUUGCUCUCCAGGAGAGCAAAAUGUUGCCACAGUAAAAUGCUGCAUCAGUUGCACAUUUUUUUUUUUUCAACACGUUGGUUAUCUCCCACCGAGGCAGGGUGACCCAAAAAGAAAGAAAAUCCGCAAAAAGAAAAUACUCUCAUCAUCAUUCAACACUUUCACCUCACUCAUACAUAAUCAAUGUCUUUGCAGAGGUGCUCAGAUACAACAGUUUAGAAGUCCCUCCAAACUGUCAAUAUCCCAAACCCCUCCUUUCAAGUGCAGGCAUUGUACUUCCCAUUUCCAGGACUCAAGUCCAGCUAACCUGUUUCCCUAAAAAGCCCUUCACUAAAUAUUACCCUGUUCACACUCCAACAGCUUGUCAGGUCCCAAAAAUCAUUCGUCUCAAUUCACUCCUAUCUAACAUACUCACACAUACUUGCUGAAAGUCUAGGCCCCUUGCCCACAAAACCUCCUUUUCCCCCUCCCUCCAACCUCUUCAAGCAUGACCCGUACCUCACCUUCCUUCCCCUACAGAUUUAUACACUUUUCAAGUCAUUCUACUUUGAUCCAUUCUCUCUAAAUGACCAAACCACCUCAACAACCCCUCUUCAGCCCUCUGACUAAUACUUUUAGUAACUCCACACCUCCUAAUUUCCGCACUCCGAAUUCUCUGCAUAAUAUUUACACCACACAUUGCCCUUAGGUAGGACAUCUCCACUGCCUCCAGCCACCUCCUUGCUGCAGCAUUUACAACCCAAGCUUCACACCCAUAUAAGAGUGUUGGUACCAAUAUAUGUACUUUCAUGCAUUCCUCUCUCUGCGUCCCUAGAUAAUGUUUUUGUCUCCACAGAUACCUCAACGCACCACUCACCUUUUAUCCUUCAUCAGUUCUAUGGUUAAACUCAUCCUUCAUAAACUCAUCUGCUGACAAGUCAACUCCCAAAUAUCUGAAAACAUUUACUUCUUCCAUACUCCCUCUCGCCAUUGUGAUAUCCAAUUUUUCUUUAUCUGAAUCGUUUGAUAUCCUCAUCACCUUAUUCUAUGUUCACUUUCAACUUUCAACCUUUACACACCCUCCCAAACUCGUCCACUAACCUUUGCAAUUUUUCUUUAGAAUCUCAGUGUGUCCUUUUAAAUAUUUGUUUUUUUCGUUGAAUCGGCCGUAUCUUACUGAGAUAGAGUGACCUUAAAAGAAAAAUGAAAGUUUUCCUUCUUAAAUUUAGUAAUUUAUACAGGAGAAGGGGUUACUAGCCCCUUGCUCCUGGCAUUUUAGUUGCCUCUUACAACACACAUAGCUUACAGAGGAAGAAUUCUUCACCUCCCCAUGGGGAUUUAUUUAACAUAUUGUUGUUAAUUCUACCAACAUCAUUGCAAUCUUUCUAAGACAUUACUUGUGCAGUCUGGUCUGUAUGUAUCCUGCAGGUGGUAUGCUUGUUGUGAGUCCUACAGGCACACUGGUGUUCUUUCUGCCUAAUCUGUAGGCUGUGGGAGGUAUCUCCAUGUAUUUCUUGUCAAAACCUCGAAGUGGAAUGAUGUAGUCACUUGUAUCGUUAUGGUUUUCUCAGUUGUCUUUUUACCUGGUUAAGUUUUUGAUGUUGCUGGAUAUGACUUUGGCAGCAGCUUUUGGUGAUUGUGGGAGGAGGCCUGGUCACAGACCGGGCCGCGGGGGCGUUGACCCCCGGAACUCUCUCCAGGUAAACAGUGUAGCUUGUAGGAAGGAUGAGUGUGUUACUGCCUGGUUUCUGUGAAGUGGGGAUUUUGUAUGCACAAUCUCUGGAGUCCCGGAUAGCGUGUGCAGGAAAAUUUAGCAUCUAGAAGAUGUCUAAAAAUUUUGCUCUCUUCCUUGAGAUAUUCAGGGUGGAGAUCUUGUAGACAAAAACAUACCAUUUAGUUUUUUGAUCAUUGUAUGAAUAGUAGUGUAUAUAGCCAUUUUUUUUUUGUUUAGUUGUUUGUAUACUUUGAAUCUGAGGUGGCUAUUCUUUAAUUAGAAGAUUGUCUAGAAAAGGAUGGCUAUCAUUAGUUUCUUCUAGGGUGAAUUGAGUGGAUACUUCCUUACUGAGGCUGUUCUUGAGGUUAUCUAGGUUGAGCAUUUUGGGGGUAAACAGAAUAUCAUCCAUGUAGUGAAGCCAUGUGACCAUUUUGGGUAUAUACACACAUAACCUGCACAUUGGAGACAAACUCAUGGGUAUAUAUUGGUGAAUCUUUCCACCUAGCCAUUCUAUAUACAGAUUUGCCAAAACGACAUCGAUUAGUGGGCUUAUGGCCAUGUCAGAUUUUUGUUUGUAUAGGGACUGGCAGAAAGAAUAAUGAGUUCAGUAAAUUUCACAAAAUCUUAGCAAGUUACAGGCAGUUCCAUGUCUGUCCUUAGCUUGCAGCGCAUUAAUUCAUUGGUUGGUUGGUAGAGACUCGGACAAAGAAGGAAGUUUAGCAUUGGGUUUUACCAAACAUCACUUCAUCUUCACCAGAGUCUGAGUCCCCCACUGACCAAGCCAUUAUUACACCACAAGCUAAGGCCAGACAAGGACCUACCUGUACCUUGCUAACAUUUUGCAAAAUUAGCUAAAGUCUGAAUCAAGUUUGUUAAAAAUUUCUUUUACCAACAAAAAUUUGGCAUGGCCAUGGGCUCCCUAAUCAGUGUCAUGCUGGUGAAUCUGUAUACUGAAUCACUGGAAGCCAAAAGAUUCACCAACAUCACACCCAAAAUGGUCACAGGGCUCUACUAUCUGGACAAUAUCACUCCCAUAAGGCUCAACUUAGAUAACCUCAAGAACAGCCUCAACAUUGUGGAACUCUCCAUAUAAUUCACUCUAGAAGAAGCUGAUAAUGGAAAGUCUUCCUUUCCUCUACAUACUUCUCAGUAAACACGACAACCACCUCAGAAUUAUAGUACAGUAUACUGAAACCCAGUCAAUAAGAAUGAUGUACAAUACUGUUUACUCUAAGACCAAAGAACUGAUUGAGGUGUGCAUAUUGGCAUGUUUUUACAUGCCUACAGGAUCUGUAGCCCUGAAUAUCAGGAGGAAGUGUGCAACAUUCUUAGAGACAUCUUCCAGGUACUAAGAUUUCCUGCACACACCAUCCAGGAAUGCAGGGAUUGUGUAUAUGAAACCCUCACUUCACAGAAACCAGAGAGCAACACACGUUCACCCUUAUCAUAAGUCACACUGCAGGAUAUAUUACACCAAUCCUCACCAAAAGCAACACAGGUGUUGCCAUUAUCAUAUCCAGCACCAUCAAACCCUUGACCAGGCAAAAAGACAGCUGUUCAGAUUGUAACACAGGUGUUUAUAUCUUUGAGGUAUGGUGGGAGUGAUUUCCCAUAGCCUGCAGAUCAAAUUACAAAAACAGUCUGCAGGACUCUCAUGUUAACACCUGCAUGAUGCACAGGGAUCAGACUUCACACCUGAGGUCUUGGAUAGAAGCCUUGCUAGUCAGACCUAAUGAACAAAAUGCAACAGAUGCCUGCAAGCUGUGCUAAUCCACACACAAAAUACAGUUUAACAGAAUCAAAGAGCUUUCAGUUUGGUCCACACCUGUAGCCCAGUUCAUUUACAUAACCAAAUUGUCAGAAGAACCAGCAGGCCCUCCCUUGUAGUUUUACCUUACAGUUCACCCACAGUGACCUCACUCACCUGACAUGUAUAAAUUUGUAGAAUAUUUUAAAGUUCCUCUGCAGUUUUUUCACCACUUUGUGCCAUUUGUUUCCACUAGUCUCAGAAUUCUGGGCGUACUCACCUAUAUGUGGUUGGAGGGGCCGAGUCACAGCUCUUGGCCCUGCCUGUUUGCUGGCAUACAAGUGUCCAGUUAUUAUAAUAUUCAUAGAAAAGCUCUGGAGGGGGCUUAUGCCACCUCAGGAAUUCUUUCCUUUAUAACUCUAUGUAAGGUUACAGUACAAUCUUGCUUAGCCCUGGAGGGGGAAGAGGGGUUCAAGGGUCAGCACCCCUGUAGCCCAUUAACAUUCCACUAUAUAAAUUGUGCAGGGAUUUUCAAAUUCCAGACUUUUGCAAGACAUUUGAUUCUGAACAUUACUCGAAUGUUUUUACGACACUUGAUAGGUAACCCAUACUGAACUCGAAGAAUAUCCAGGGAGCCACACAAAUCCUGUACUAGUUCCAUGGCCCAAUUUGGGAACGGUGGUUCUAAUUAAUAACAAAUUGAUCAUAUAUGUUAGAAGUAUUACUAUAAUGCUAAGUGAUAAACCCACAAGGGCCAUAUAGUGCUGUAUGUUGGUAGUAAUUGUACAUAUUAUAUCAGAAUUACAUGCAUAGUUUUAAAAUGGAGAAUGACUGUAAAUUGCAUGGAAAAAAUAAAUAGGUGUAUAUUCAUCAACAAUGGGGAAUUUGUCAAUGAGAAUAUUUGUUCUUACUGUUGUAAGAGUAUGAAGCAGUUCCUGGUGUGCGAGACUGAAAAUUGAUUUACAUGCCUAUCACAUUAAUUUAGGAUAGUGGAUGCUUUCACAUGUGGAACACAACUUGCAGGCUUGUCUUAAAUCCUGGCAGACUGAAAAUUGGUUCACAGUCAAAUUUUACUUCAGGCUGUCUGAAGGCCUGACAGUUAGGUUAGGUAAGGUUCAUCAGGAAACAGGAUGAGUGUUUCCUUAUGCAAGUCUUAGUCAUAUGGUGAUCUGCAGCUGGAGCUUUUGGUCAUCUGACCAAGGCCUUCCGCUAGCUUACUGGUCCACCUGACAGUUUUCUGACAUUUCAUUGACCUAUCGCCCAAUAAUCUGGACGGUCAUCUUGGCUUCUCUGUUCCUGUAUGUGUCUGCAGCCUGAACCUCUAGAGUGAAAUGGGCUCAUGCUUGUGGGACUUGCAAUCCCUUUUGUACAGGAGUCAACAGUUGCAAAUACCGAGGUCAAGCAUUGCAUGUCUGUUGGCCCUCAGAGGAGUCUUGUAGAGGUGUGUGUGUGUGCAUGUCACCUUUGUCUAUGCCAUCUUGAAGUUGUCUAUAAUUCCUUGUA
Cherax quadricarinatus is the source of this 8074-nucleotide messenger RNA. It is a transcript of the gene Cwc25, whose product is annotated as CWC25 spliceosome associated protein homolog. Gene Ontology annotation, biological process: mRNA splicing, via spliceosome. Gene Ontology annotation, cellular component: U2-type spliceosomal complex. The record is from RefSeq and is a predicted model, not a curated record. Lineage: Eukaryota; Metazoa; Arthropoda; Malacostraca; Decapoda; Parastacidae.